ACACGUCGGCUAUGAAUAGACAAAACAAUAUGACGUUUGCGUUCAACCCAUUCGCCCAAUUCGGACAAUUUGAUCACUUCAAUGACCACCUCUGGGGCGACAGUGCGUCCACUUUUACCACAUUCAGUUCUGGCACUACUUUUAAUGAUCUCGGGAACAGACCUAAUAUGAAACGGACGACAACUUCGACCAAAUAUGUCAACGGAAAGCGAGUCGAGACCAGAAAGGUUAUGGAGAACGGGAAGGAAACGGUGACCGUAACCGAAGACGGGGUCGUUAUUUCCAAAGCGAUUAAUGGCGUCAAUCAAUCGAUAGGUUAUUAGACGUCCCGACAAAUGGUCCGCAACCUGUCGUUCAACUGACAGAGCGUUUGUAGAAUUAAAUUCUUGUCAUUAAUUCAAUUGUUGUAUUCAUUAUUAUUUCACCAAAAGUUUGUUCACAUUUAUAUACAUAUAAUAUAGUCUUUAACAGAAUUCUCUUAUAUUUUUUAAUAAUAAUAUUUCUCUGCCUUCUGUUUAUUCAGUGGUUUAAACCCCCCAUUAGUUAUCGCCCUUUAAUU
This is a messenger RNA of Medioppia subpectinata, 559 nucleotides long. The record is from the annotation of a GenBank genome assembly. NCBI's taxonomy places the organism in Eukaryota, Metazoa, Arthropoda, Arachnida, Sarcoptiformes, Oppiidae.